AUGACCGGCCUUCGCUCGCAGCGCACUUGGUGGGAGGGCCCCGCUUGGCUCGCCGAGGACGUCGACUCGUGGCCCCUAGACCGGCUCCCCGCACCGAACCAGCAUUCAUCAAUCUGCUGCGUAGUGCAGCAGCUCGACGCCAGCUACCUCGAGCAAUUCUCCAACUUACGCAUGCUACUAAGCUUCCUCGUACGCAUUCGUCGAUUCGUCCGGAGCCGCUUGGGCAGGGGCCCCGUGCUUUCGGUCGCUUCACCUCUUACGCCGACCAAACUCCAUGACGCUUUUCUCGCGUGUGUAUGCCUCAGCCAGGCGAGAUUAUUCUCGGCCGACCUCCAGUGUCUUCGACGGGGCGAACGUCUGCGGAAGACGAACCUCUUGGUACCGUUAGCAGCCUUCCUCGAUGACGACGGGAUUCUGCGCGUCGGCGGGCGGCUCGAGCAUUCGCCGCUGACUUAUGAGGAGCGGCACCCGCUGAUCCUCAGCGGCGCCUCUUCCCUCGCUUCCAUGGUCAUCGCCUGGGCACACUCUCGGGCGCUGCACGGUGGAUACCGUGUCACCACUGCCUACGUCUGUAAGCGCGCUUGGCUCCUCAGUGGGCCCCGGCGGAUCAAGGCUCACUUCCGCAGGUGCGUCGUCUGCAUCCGGCUGCGAGCGCGACUGGCGACUCAACUCAUGGCCCCACUGCCGUCGUCCCGAGUCUCUUCUUCUCGUGCCUUUGCCUGCACCGGAGUGGACUACGCCGGCCCUUUCCAUGUACUCUCCGCCAGAGGACGAGGAGUCCGGACCACGAAAGGCUACAUCGCCGUUUUUGUGAGCCUCGCCACCAAGGCCCUGCACCUGGAGCUAGUCGGCGAUCUCUCAGCUGCGUCCUUCUUGGGCACCCUCCACCGGUUCGCUGGACGCCGCGGUCGGCCCGGCGUGAUAUGGAGCGACAACGCGACUUGCUUCCGCCGCGCUGAUGUCGAGCUGCGCGAUGCUUUGCUGACAGCCGAGCUGGACUGGGGAUUGGUCGCUGGCUCUCUCGCCGAUCAAGGAAUUGCUUGGAAGUUCAUUCCACCGGGUGCUCCUCACUUCGGUGGCUUGUGGGAGGCCACCGUCAAGUCAACCAAAAGUCACCUCCGGUGCGUCAUGGGGUCACGCCAUCUCACCUACGAGGAAUUCUCCACGGUGCUCGUUGGCAUCGAGAUGGUCUUAAAUAGCCGACCACUGACACCGCUAUCUGGAGACACUGGAGACCUCGAUGUUCUCACCCCAGGGCAUUUCCUCGUCAGUGGCCCUCUCAACUCCAUCGUUCUGCCCGGCCCCCUGCGGAGAGCUUGGAUGCGCUCGCCCACUGGGAGCUCGUUCGGGGGGUCCGCGCCCAGAUUUGGUCCCGCUGGAGCCGAGAAUACCUCAACACACUCCAACAGCGGUCAAAAUGGACUACUACUCGCCGGAACUUCAUCGUCGGCGAUGUGGUCGUCCUCCUUGACGCUACACUUCUGCAGUCCAGCGGUCAAUGGCCGAUCGGCCAUGUCAUCAGCGUCCACCCGGGAGCCGACAGCUAUAGUUCAGAAAUUUUAUUACAUUCAAGUGCUUGCUAUUUACAAUAAUGACAGUUUUUAUACGAUUCUGAAACACACUAUCAAGUUCUUUCCACACCACAGCAGCAUCAUCGUCAUUAUGGCUUGA
This is a messenger RNA of Copidosoma floridanum, 1671 nucleotides long. RefSeq lists its product as uncharacterized. Lineage: Eukaryota; Metazoa; Arthropoda; Insecta; Hymenoptera; Encyrtidae. The record is from RefSeq and is a predicted model, not a curated record. Gene Ontology annotation, molecular function: zinc ion binding; nucleic acid binding. Gene Ontology annotation, biological process: DNA integration.